CGUCGUCAAUGGGAAGGGAACGCCGCGUUGGAAAAAGCGCUCAGUUUUUAGCCAACUUUCAACUGCACCAUGGUUUGCACUUCAGUUUCGUUUUUGUGGACUAUAUUUUGCCUUCAUUUAUGUUUUUGUGUGAACACUGGAAUAGCACAGAACACAAGAGAGGUGAUCCUUUUGGAUUCAAAGGCGCAGCAGACAGAAUUGGAAUGGAUAUCCUCUCCUUCAAGCGGGUGGGAAGAGAUCAGUGGCUUGGAUGAAAACUACACACCCAUUCGCACAUACCAGGUAUGCCAGGUCAUGGAGCCAAAUCAGAACAACUGGCUACGGACUAACUGGAUUGAAAAGGGAGAUGCUCAGAGGAUUUUUGUGGAGCUGAAGUUUACCUUGAGGGAUUGUAACAGCCUUCCAGGCGUGGUUGGCUCUUGCAAGGAGACGUUCAACUUGUACUACCAGGAAACCGAGGUGGAGAUGGGCAGGAAUAUAAGGGAGAAUCAAUAUGUGAAAAUUGACACUAUAGCUGCGGACGAGAGUUUCACUCAGGGUGACCUGGGGGAAAGAAAGAUGAAGCUGAACACGGAGGUGCGUAUAAUAGGGCCUCUCUCCCGCCGAGGCUUCUACCUUGCUUUUCAGGAUGUCGGGGCCUGUAUCGCUUUGGUCUCCGUCAAAGUUUAUUACAAGAAGUGUUGGUCAAUUAUUGAGAACCUGGCCACGUUCCCAGAUACAGUGACAGGGUCAGAGUUUUCAUCACUGGUGGAAGUGGAGGGCACAUGCGUCAACGAUGCAGAGGAGGAGGCGGACAACUCUCCCAAAAUGCAUUGCAGCGCAGAAGGAGAGUGGCUGGUACCCAUUGGGAAAUGUAUAUGCAAAGCUGGAUUUCACCAGAAGGGAGAUGCAUGUGAACCCUGUGGUCGUGGAUUCUACAAAUCUUCAUCUCAGGAUCUUCAGUGUUCCCGUUGUCCUGCACACAGUUAUAAUGACAGAGAGGGCUCAUGGAGAUGUGACUGUGAGGAUGGCUACUACAGAGCCCUCUCGGACCCCCCUUCUGUCGCCUGCACCAGGCCACCAUCAGCUCCUCAGAACCUGCUUUACAACAUCAACCACACCACCGUCAGCCUGGAAUGGACCCCGCCAGCUGACACAGGUGGUCGCAACGAUGUGACGUACCGGAUUAUAUGCCGGCGAUGCACCUGGGAGCCAGAAGAGUGCUUCACUUGUGGGAGCAAUGUUGGCUUCUCGCCACAGCAGAGUGGAUUAACUGACACCUACAUCACCAUUACUGACCUCUUAUCUCACGCAAACUACACCUUUGAGGUGGAGGCCGUGAAUGGUGUGUCCGAUCUCAGCCGUACCCAGCGACUGUUUGCUGCCGUCAGCAUCGCCACCAGCCAAGCAGCCCCAUCUCAGGUGAGCGAGGUGAUAAAGGAGCGAGUCCAGCAGCAUAGUGUUCAGCUCUCCUGGCAGGAGCCAGAGCAGCCCAACGGCGUCAUCACCGAAUACGAGAUCAAGUACUAUGAGAAAGACCAGAAGGAUCGUAUUUAUUCCACCGUCAAGUCAAAGUCGACUUCAGCCACAGUCAACAAUCUGAAGCCAAGCACAGCGUAUGUCUUUCAGAUCAGGGCGUUCACUGCCGCAGGAUACGGCACAUUCGGUCCCAGACUUGAAGUAACCACCAAGGAAGAAUCCACUGGAUCUGGUGAGCAAACCACUACAGUCAUAUCAAGUGAGCAGAACCCAGUCAUCAUCAUUGCGGUGGUGGCGGUGGCCGGUACCAUCAUCCUUGUCUUCAUGGUUUUUGGUUUCAUCAUAGGGAGAAGGCACUGUGGUUACAGCAAGGCAGAUCAGGAAGGGGACGAGGAGCUCUACUUUCAAUUUAAAUUUCCAGGCACCAAAACCUACAUUGACCCUGAAACCUAUGAGGACCCAAACAGGGCUGUCCAUCAGUUUGCCAAGGAGCUGGAUGCAUCUUGCAUUAAGAUUGAGAGGGUUAUCGGUGCAGGAGAGUUUGGAGAGGUAUGCAGCGGACGGCUGAAGCUACCAGGAAAGAGGGACGUGUCUGUGGCCAUUAAAACGCUGAAAGUAGGCUACACUGAGAAACAAAGGAGGGAAUUCCUGUGUGAGGCCAGCAUCAUGGGCCAGUUUGAUCAUCCAAAUGUGGUCCAUCUGGAGGGUGUGGUCACCAGAGGAAAACCAGUCAUGAUAGUAAUUGAAUACAUGGAAAAUGGCUCAUUAGAUGCCUUCCUCAGGAAACAUGAUGGGCAGUUCACUGUUAUUCAGCUGGUGGGAAUGUUGCGUGGCAUUGCAGCAGGGAUGAGAUACCUUUCAGACAUGGGCUACGUUCAUCGCGAUCUGGCGGCGCGAAACAUCCUUGUCAACAGCAAUCUCGUAUGUAAAGUGUCAGACUUCGGCCUGUCCAGAGUGAUUGACGACGAUCCUGAGGCUGUCUACACAACGACGGGUGGAAAGAUCCCAGUCCGGUGGACAGCAAUGGAAGCCAUCCAAUACCGUAAAUUCACAUCAGCCAGUGAUGUAUGGAGCUACGGGAUUGUCAUGUGGGAGGUCAUGUCCUAUGGGGAGCGACCUUACUGGGACAUGUCCAAUCAAGAUGUCAUAAAGGCUAUUGAGGAGGGAUAUCGUCUUCCCGCCCCCAUGGACUGCCCUCCUGGCCUCCAUCAGCUCAUGCUGGACUGCUGGCAGAAAGACAGAGCAGACCGGCCCAAAUUCGAUCAGAUUGUCGGUAUUCUGGACAAAAUGAUCCGCAACCCCAACACACUAAAAACGCCAAUGGGAACGUGUACACGACCCAUAAGCCCUCUGCUAGACCAGAACACUCCAGAUUUCACCACUUUCCGAUUGGUCAGCGAGUGGCUGGAAGCCAUUAAGAUGGAGAGAUACAUAGACAGCUUCACAGCUGCCGGAUACAGCUCACUUGAAUCAGUGGCUAGAAUGACUAUUGAGGAUGUAAUGAGUUUGGGAAUUUCAUUGGUGGGCCAUCAGAAGAAGAUCAUGAGCAGUAUACAGACAAUGAGAGCCCAGAUGCUGCAUCUUCAUGGAACAGGUGUUCAAGUGUGAUGGGCGUCAACAGACUUAUGGAUCCGUUGAAUCCAAACUCUCCAGGACAGCACCACGGAGUGUAUGACCAGUGAUUAUCACAGCAAAAAAUACAAAAAAAGGAAUCAACAACAAAGUAAAAACCCGCCACACCCUUUCAAGGUGCUUAACCUUCCAGAACUGGCAGAAUCAAAAAAUUCCUUUGUUUUUGGCAAAGAAUUUUGGUCAAGGUGCUGAAAACCAAGAGACGGAGAGAUCAAGCGAUAGAAUCCUACAUGGACAAUGAACUUUAAAUGCUCUGACGAACUCACCACAUCAUGUUGAGAUGGAGCAUUUUAGAGGAUUUUUAUGCUUUGUAUGGACUGUCUUGGACGAAUGUUUGAUUUGUUCAGAGUUGGUAUAGAUUUCAUAGAUUUUUUUUUAAUAAAAGGGUGAAUAUAAAAAUAAGCAAAUCCAGAGAGAUUGAAUUUGUUUUGAUUUGUAAUAACCACAUUAAGAUGAUGUGGUACAUUACUCUUCUUCUAAUUUUUUUUUGCUGGUUUUCUUGGAAUUGACAACAGGGUAAAAUGUCUCAUGUGGAGGAAAAGAGAUAGAACCAGAGGCUGAACGUUGACAGAGGAGGUUUGUCUUCUCCAGCCAGCACUAUAUAUGUAAAGAUUUUUCAGAUGGAAGCAUUGGUAGUGAGACCUAGUCUUUUAUAUCAAGUAGAAAUAUCCAACCGCUUUAUACACACAUGGUUAUAUGAAGCUCCUUAGAUUGUUUUUUGUUUUUUGUUUUUCUAUUUUACUGAUCCUACAUGAUAAUAAAUAUGUGAAAUAGUACAAACACAACUGAGAAAAAUUUCAGGUGAAUUCUUUAUGUACGAACAACAAUUAUGGUGGCAAUAUUCUUUUUAAGUUUAUACAGUAUUUACCACAUGAAUGGAUUUGAUCUUAUCAGUGCUGUAGUUGAUUGUGUCCUUUUUUGAUAAUUAUAUUAUUUUACAUAAACGCAUGUUUCCAUAAUGACGGACAAAAACAAACAAAAACGUUUAGGCUGUUUUUAUUUUAUUUUUUUUGUAUAAGUUUAUUCCUAGUGGGAGACUGACCUUUAAAAUCCUAAUGUUGUGUUGUGUAGUAAUACUGCCUUAAAAAAAGUCAACUAUUGCUCUUGUUUUUAGGUAGUUAGGUUCUUUGUGAGAUCAUGGCUGAGCUGGGGAGAGACUGAUACAUAUGAGCAAUAAUUACUCAAGGCUGAGACAUAUUUGAGAUGCUGUAUAGACUUUUACUCAUGUACCACUUUGAAGUUACUUAUCAGCAGUGGUGUUUUGGAAUUUGGCAAGUUAGAAAUUAUAAAUAUAUAUAUAUAUAUAUAUAUAUAUAUAUAUAUAUAUAUAUAUAUAUAUAUAUAUAUAUAGUUUCUUCACCCAGGCUGUACUUUUUGUGUAUUUCUUUCACACGUUCUGUUGUGUUGAGCUCAAAGAUGAGGAACAGGCUUUUUUCCCCCUCAAAUAUGUUUUUAAGCUAAACUAUAGUGCCAUAACAGCCUCUCACUCUUACAAUUGAAUGUUGAUUUGAAUUCAUCAGUUGAAUCCUUCUAUUGUAAUUUUACUUAUAAGAAUACCGUUGCUACUUUUUGGUUUGAUUUGCUGGGCUGCCGUUAAAUUCUCCAAAUUCUUUAUGUGUGUGUAUAUAUAUGUGUGUGUGUGUGUGUGUGUGUGUAUGUGUGUGUGUGUGUGUCUCUCCUGUAUCAUAUCAUGCCCUGGUUAGAGGCCUAUCUCCGUUCCACUCUCCAUUCAUCUUGCUAACCUCAGCAUUGAGUCCAUGCCAGGCCUUUGAAUUGAAUGCGAGCAGAAAAGGCUCUUGGUCAGCACAAUUUCCAAGCUUCAGCGGUAGCUGCAGCCACUCAGAUCACUCUCCCCAUGCUCUGAUCUCACACUCCGGACCUCCCAGGGGCCCAUACCCUCUCCAUAUGGAUCCGGGGCCCCUGUAGAGAUAUCAAUUUGAGCCAAUUUGAGAUUAAUGCCUGGAUUCAAUCAAUCCCACACUGAGGCCAUCAUACGGGUCAAUGACAAAUCUGUCAAUUUGUCCUCUUUUUAUGCUUUGUGCUAUUUCUGACUUUUCUGGUUUGAUAGUAGUAGAGUCUUUGUCAAGACAGUUUGUGCUGUGGAUUGAUUGAUUUCAUGGUGCACCAGGGUAUCAUAUUGAAGAGUUAGAGAAAUACAUUAAGAAGUACAGAGACCCCAUCUAGAAGAAACUGAAAUGGAAUAUUCCAAAGAGUUCAGCACUGUUGAUUGUGUCAGAGUAAUCACAAAACCAGAGGACAAUUUGUAUAUGUUCUAAGUGAAAAAUUUGUAUAUUUUAUUUAUAAUUGUUGUUUAUUUUAUUUUUUCACACUCAUUUACUCUGUAGUGAGCUCAUUGAAAAUGCACUAUAUUUUUCUAUCUCACAUGCAAAUAAUUAUUAUCACCCUCACUAUUUCAGUUGUACAUAAUUUCUCAUUUAGGACCAAAAAGAGCUAUUUUAGGAUAUUGUUUUUUUUUUAUUUUAAUUUUUUUUACAUUUUCAUUUUAGGUUGAAAAUGUGCUGUACAAUUGAUUUUCUUUUCCAAUGUAUUAUUUAUUUUUCUGUGACAAGAGUGGAGAGUAUUCAUUGGUCAAAAAAGUAUUUUCCCCAACUGAGUAGCUGAAUGGUCAUUUAGCUAGACAAUUUCUUGUUGCAAGACCAUUUUUUUUCUUUUUGCUUUGUAACCUUUGUAAUAGACUGUACAUAUAUUUUUGGAAAUAUAAUGUGAUAUCUA
This is a messenger RNA of Xyrauchen texanus (razorback sucker), 5823 nucleotides long. It is a transcript of the gene epha7, whose product is annotated as eph receptor A7. Gene Ontology annotation, biological process: cell surface receptor protein tyrosine kinase signaling pathway; protein phosphorylation; axon guidance. Gene Ontology annotation, molecular function: protein binding; ATP binding; transmembrane-ephrin receptor activity. Lineage: Eukaryota; Metazoa; Chordata; Actinopteri; Cypriniformes; Catostomidae. Bases 70 to 3066 code for a protein of 998 amino acids. The record is from RefSeq and is a predicted model, not a curated record. Gene Ontology annotation, cellular component: plasma membrane; neuron projection. The transcript is spliced from 17 exons.